CCAACUUCCCCCCACCGCACACACACCCCAACACACGGCCCACUUCUCCCCUCCUCCAUAUCUUGGCAUCCCAGAACCCAGAGGGAGGCUUGCCAUGGCUGAGCUGCCAGCUCCCGAGGUCUCCGGGGAUCCUGCCCUGUGCAGCGGCCGGUUCACCAUCAGCACCCUGUUGGGGGGGGAGGAUGGGGGGCGACCCCACUACGGGCAGCCUGACCCACCCCCCGCUGCCUACGACACCACUCACAGCAGCACCUUCUACAUGCGGACUUUUGGCUACAACACCAUCGAUGUGGUGCCUGCCUAUGAGCACUAUGCCAACAGCGCCAUGCCUGGCGAAGCCAAGAAGGUGAGGCCCACCCUGGCCGACCUCCACUCGUUCCUCAAGCAGGAAGGCAGCCACCUCCAUUCCCUGGCCUUUGAGAGCCGGUCCAGCCACGAGAUGUCCGACGGGCUGGUAGAGGAUGGCAGCAGUGCAGCCGGAGAGAAGCCUCCGGGGGAGCCAGUGCGAUUCGGAUGGGUCAAGGGGGUGAUGAUCCGAUGCAUGCUCAACAUAUGGGGAGUGAUCUUGUACCUGCGUCUGCCCUGGAUCACAGCACAAGCUGGCAUUGUCUUGACAUGGGUCAUCAUCCUCCUCUCAGUGACAGUGACCACCAUCACUGGCCUCUCCAUCUCUGCCAUCUCCACCAAUGGCAAAGUCAAGUCAGGUGGUACCUACUUCCUCAUCUCAAGGAGUCUGGGCCCAGAACUGGGCGGCUCCAUCGGCCUCAUCUUUGCCUUUGCCAAUGCCGUCGCUGUGGCCAUGCACACUGUGGGCUUUGCUGAGACUGUAAGAGAUCUGAUCCAGGAGUACGGCUCUCCUAUGGUGGACCCCACCAACGACAUAAGAAUCGUCGGCGUAGUCACUGUCACAGUGCUGUUGGCUAUUUCCUUGGCCGGGAUGGAAUGGGAGUCAAAGGCCCAGGUGUUGUUCUUCCUGGUCAUCAUGGUCUCCUUUGCCAAUUACUUCGUGGGAACACUGAUUCCUCCAUCUGAGGAGAAGGCAUCAAAGGGCUUCUUCAGCUACAGGGGUGACAUUUUUGCCCAGAAUUUAGUGCCAGACUGGAGGGGCAUAGAUGGCAGCUUCUUUGGAAUGUUCUCAAUCUUCUUCCCAUCAGCCACUGGUAUCCUCGCAGGUGCCAACAUCUCUGGGGACUUAAAGGAUCCUGCUGUGGCAAUCCCUAAAGGCACUUUAAUGGCCAUAUUCUGGACUACAAUGUCCUAUCUAGCCAUCUCUGCUACUAUUGGAUCCUGUGUAGUUCGGGAUGCUUCUGGAGGCCUCAAUGAUACAGUGGUCCCUGGCUCCUCCGAUUGUGAAGGGCUGGCAUGUGGCUACGGAUGGAACUUCACUGAGUGUACCCAAAAGCGCAACUGUCACUACGGACUCAUUAAUUACUACCAGAGCAUGAGCAUGGUGUCUGGCUUUGCCCCUCUGAUCACUGCGGGCAUCUUUGGGGCCACCCUCUCUUCUGCCCUGGCCUGCCUGGUUUCUGCUGCCAAAGUCUUCCAGUGCCUGUGUGAAGACCAGCUCUACCCUCUCAUUGGCUUCUUUGGGAAGGGCUAUGGAAAAAACAAUGAGCCUGUCCGGGGUUAUCUCCUGAGCUACUUCAUUGCUGUGGCCUUCAUUCUCAUUGCUGAGCUCAACACCAUAGCCCCCAUCAUCUCCAACUUUUUCUUGUGCUCCUAUGCACUCAUCAACUUUAGCUGCUUCCAUGCCUCCAUCACCAAUUCUCCAGGGUGGAGACCCUCAUUUCACUACUACAACAAGUGGAUAGCCCUAUUUGGGGCGAUCAUCUCUGUGGUCAUCAUGUUCCUUCUCACCUGGUGGGCAGCCCUUAUUGCCAUUGCUGUGGUCAUCUUCUUGCUGUUAUAUGUGCUCUACAAGAAGCCAGAGGUGAACUGGGGAUCUUCAGUCCAAGCUGGCUCCUACAACAUGGCCCUGAGCUACUCAGUAGGACUUAAUGAAGUUGAAGAGCACAUUAAGAAUUACAGACCCCAGUGCCUGGUCCUCACUGGGCCACCCAAUUUCCGGCCAGCCCUAGUGGACUUUGUGGGCACAUUCACCAGGAACCUCAGCCUGAUGAUCUGUGGCCAUGUGAUCAUUGGACCUCGAAAACAGAGAAUGCCAGAGCUCCGACUCAUCUCCAACGGACACACAAAGUGGCUGAACAAAAGGAAGAUCAAGGCUUUCUACUCGGAUGUGAUCGCAGAGGACUUGAGGAGUGGAGUCCAGAUUCUAAUUCAGGCAUCCGGUCUUGGGAAGAUGAAGCCCAACAUUCUGGUGGUCGGAUACAAAAAGAACUGGCAGUCAGCUCACCCAGCAACAGUGGAGGAUUACAUUGGAAUCCUACAUGAUGCUUUUGAUUUCAACUACGGUGUGUGUGUGAUGAGGAUGAGAGAAGGUCUCAAUGUCUCUGAAGUGAUGCAAGCCCACAUUAAUCCUGUAUUUGACCCUACUGAAGACCAAAAAGAAGCCAGAGCCAAUGGAGCUAGGCCGUCUGUCAGUGUAAACCCGGAAGUUCUGGUGGCUGAAGAACAAGCCAGCACAAUAUUUCAAUCUGAACAGGGCAAGAAGACCAUUGAUAUCUACUGGCUCUUUGAUGAUGGAGGGCUCACCCUCCUGAUACCUUAUCUUCUUGGUCGAAAGAAGAGGUGGAACAAGUGUAAGAUUCGAGUGUUUGUUGGGGGCCAGAUCAACAGGAUGGAUGAAGAGAGAAAGGCGAUUAUUUCACUGCUGAGCAAGUUCCGUCUAGGAUUUCAUGAAGUUCAUGUCCUUCCUGACAUCAAUCAGAAGCCUCGGCCAGAACACACCAAGCGGUUUGAGGACAUGAUUGCCCCAUUUCGGCUGAAUGAUGGCUUCAAGGAUGAGGCUACUGUUAAUGAGAUGCGACGUGAUUGUCCCUGGAAGAUCUCAGAUGAGGAAAUCAAUAAAAAUAAAAUGAAGUCCCUUCGGCAGGUGAGGCUGAAUGAGGUUCUGUUGGACUACUCCAGAGAUGCUGCUCUCAUAGUCAUAACCUUGCCAAUAGGAAGGAAGGGGAAAUGCCCAAGUUCCUUGUACAUGGCUUGGCUGGAGACACUCUCUCAGGAUCUGAGACCUCCUAUCAUCCUGACCAGAGGAAAUCAAGAAAAUGUUCUGACAUUUUACUGCCAAUAAGGCCAGGAUGGGACUUCAACUCUUGCUAUAACUGUCUUUGUAUGAGAACUGGCUGGUCCUCUUUCUCAGGCAUUGAGGAUUUAUGUUUAUACAGCAGUUUAAGCAGAGACCAGGGACACCAUAAUAAGCAGAUUUCCAAGCACUGACUCAACUUUAUUUCCCUUAGCCAAUGUGUAUCUUAGAUCUUAUCUUAGAACAAUGCUUCUUAACCUUUUUUGGGCCAGAGACAUCUUUCACCAGAAUGAGCUAUGGAUUUAAACAUAAAAUAUGUAGGAUUACAAAGGAAGCAAAUUAUAUUGAGAUGUAGUCAUCAAAAUAUUAAAGUCUAAGUUCACAAAUACUAUAUCAAGAUUCUCUGCUAUAUGGUCCUCAUGGAUUAGGAAACUAUUAGAAGGUACCAAAUAAGAGGGGUAGGUGUGGUGUAGUAUGUGGAAAAAUGUCUUGAUCCACAUUUUCUUUUUGAGGUUUUCUCUUGGUCAUCAUUAUAGCUAUUUUAAAUUUAUAAUUUGUUUCAGUGCAAAGAUCCUGAGUCAAAGUCACAUGUGUGUUUGCUGGUAUUUUUUUAAAGUACUUUUCAAUUUAGUACUUCUAUUGUGGAAUCAGGAAAAGAUCAUCAGGACCCCUGCCCAUUAUCCGAAAACUCUUAGAAGUUGGUGUUGUGGCAAGAAUGGUGGUCAUAAUGUUAAGAGAACUUGGGUUCAAAUCCCAAUCUAUCACUUACUACUUGAAUGGAUUUGUAGCUAUUUAACUUUUCUUGGAUUCAGUCUCUACAUCUGUGAGAGGAGCCCAACUAAGUGACCUUUAAGGUGCCUUUCAGUUCUAAAUCAAUAUCCUGAACAAUUCUGUAAUAUUUCUCUAGUGAUCUUUCAGCCAAUGGAUUCUCACUUAGUUUUGUUCUCUGACAUUGACUUAUUUUGGGGAAACACCCCAGUUCAGCAUGGUGCCUUAAUCAUCACCCAAAAAAGGGGGGAAGCUGGCUAUGAAACUUUGGUGGUAAUCAAGAAAUAAAAAGAAAAGAAACAGGGUAAAUGGAGGAGGCAAAGGAAAGGUAGCAUGAAAAUCAUGUGAUAAAAUAUAUAAGAACUAAUAGAAGGAAAAAUUGGGAUGUGUGAAAAAAUUGGAAGACAUGAGAGAUCUGGGAUAGGUUUAAGGUAUCUAUAUUGUAGAGGUGAUAAAGUAGAAAGGAAGAGAGAGUAAAAGAGAAGAAAGUGACGAGUAAAUAUAAGCGCAAUGAUGAGAGACCAAAGUUGACCCCAAAGAAGACUAGUUAAAGGGGCAAAGAAUAACCACCAAACCAAAAGAAUGAGAAAGGGAAUCAACACAGUGGUGAGAAGAGGGUAAAUUAUAGGAAUCAGAAGAAGAAAAGAGUUUAGAAAGAUGAAAAGAUGCAGGCAGACCAAAGGCAACUGAAUAUGGCUCAAAGAAGGCUAAUAGAAACAGUAUAGUUACUUUCAAGCACAUAUUCACAUAUAUAUCAUAUGUGCAAUCAUAAGUAUAAUCAAGUAUAAUACAAGACAUGGGAUAUGAGGCAUAUGUUGAAAAAGGCUUGAAUUAGGAGCCAGACUAGCUGGCAUUUACCAAUGGUCUGCCUUUAAAUAGCAGUAUGAUAUCAGACAAGACAUUUUACUUCUCUGACCUUCAGUUUCCUCCUCUAAAAAGUAAGGGGUUUAAGCUAGAUAUUCUUUCAGGAUGUUUCAGCUUUAAGAUUUCGUGAUUCUAGGCAGCCAAGUGGCCCAGUGGAUAGAGCACCAACCCUGAAGUCAGGAGGACCUGAUUUCAAAUUUGACAUUUCACACUUCCUAGC
Molecule: messenger RNA, 4994 nt
Organism: Sarcophilus harrisii (Tasmanian devil)
Lineage: Eukaryota; Metazoa; Chordata; Mammalia; Dasyuromorphia; Dasyuridae
Gene: SLC12A3
Product: solute carrier family 12 member 3
Exons: 26
Coding region: 95-3190 (1031 amino acids)
Biological process (GO): potassium ion homeostasis; cell volume homeostasis; sodium ion transmembrane transport
Cellular component (GO): membrane
Molecular function (GO): sodium:potassium:chloride symporter activity
Source: RefSeq, a predicted model, not a curated record